AUGCCUCAUGGUCACAAGAGCAAACGUCAUGCUUGUCAGAAACGCCCACAGGCCAAAGGUGACAUGCGGGGUGUUGAGGUGGCACAGGAAGCAAGAACACUCAGAGCAAAAGCACUAGCAGGAGAGGUAGAAGCCUCAGCUAUAGCAGCAGUGAGAGCAGCCAUACCCACUGCAGCCACAGCAGCACCACAGAAAGCAGCAGCACGAGCUGCAGUGAAAGCAGGAGCAGCAAAAGCAGCAGCAGCUGCUGCAGCAAAAACAGCAGCAAAAGCAGCACCACCAGCUGCAGUGAAAGCAGCAGCAAAAGCAGCAGCACCAGCUUCAGCCUCAGAAGCAGCGGGUAAACCAGUAGCGUCAGCUGCAGUCACUGCAGGAGCAGCCAAAGUAGCAGCAGCAGCUGCAGGGAAACCAGCAGCGAAAGUAGUAGCACCAGCUGCAGUGAAAGAAGCAGCAGCAAAAGCAGCAGCACUAGCUGCAGGGAAAGGAGCAACUAAAGCAGCAGCAACAUCUGUAGCGAAAGCAGCAACAGCAGCAGUUGCAGCUGCAGGAAGAAAUGAACCAGAAAAGGGAAAGGAGUCUUCUUUGACCCGGGGCCCAGCUGAUGCCUCUCCCUGCAGGCCUCCCCUGACACCUCCAAGGAGAUCACCAUCUCCUGGCGCUCUCUCUUCUGGUCACUCUGUCAAUGCAGACAGUGUUUCCAGUUGUGACCGUGAGGAGCUUUUUUCUCUGGCCAGUCUCUCCACUGACUGUUUCUCAGAUGAUCCUGAUUACCACAUUGAGACGCUGGAAUGGUGCAUACUCCAAAAAUUUCAUUUGAGGCAGCCUUUUACCAGGCAAGAUUUGGUGCAAUCCAUUAGUCUACCAUACAGAUAUCAAUUUCCUGGUAUCUUCAAGAAGGUCUGUGACCACGUGGAGGCGGUCUUUGCAGUGGAAGUGAGAGAAGUAGAUUCCACCCGUCACUCCUACAACCUUUUCAGCAUACUGAGCCUUCCCAACAAUGGGAGGAUUCGCCCUGGCAGGGGCUACCCUAAGACCGGGCUUCUGAUAAAAAUCCUCGCUGUGAUCCUCAUAAAGGACCACUGUGCUGCUGAAGAAGACAUCUGGAAAUUCCUGAAAAGGAUCCAAGUGUAUCCUGGCAAGAAGCACAACAUUUUUGGAGAGCCCAAGAGGCUCCUCACACAAGAUUUUGUGAGACUAAAAUACCUGGAGUACAGGCAGGUGCCUGGCAGUGUUCCUCCACGCCAUGAGUUCCUGUGGGGUCCCAAAGCCAAUGCAGAGACGACCAAGGAGAAAAUCAUGAAGUUUUUGACCCGGAUCAAUAAGAACUCUCCUACCUACUUCUCAUCUCUUUAUGAAGAUUUUGGAAGAGAUGUGGUUGUAAAACUCCAAACGGUGCUUUCUGCCAAACCAAUCCCAGUUAUCAUAACUCGGCCAAUUACCUCAGCUACUUAUUAUGCUACCGGUUUCCAGCCCUUUGAUAUCUGA
Cavia porcellus (domestic guinea pig) is the source of this 1485-nucleotide messenger RNA. Its product is annotated as melanoma-associated antigen B3-like. The record is from RefSeq and is a predicted model, not a curated record. NCBI's taxonomy places the organism in Eukaryota, Metazoa, Chordata, Mammalia, Rodentia, Caviidae. The transcript has a single exon. Bases 1 to 1485 code for a protein of 494 amino acids. Gene Ontology annotation, cellular component: nucleus. Gene Ontology annotation, biological process: negative regulation of transcription by RNA polymerase II.